AUUUGGCCUCCUCUUUUCUUUUUUUUUUCAUCUGUCAAACUUUUUUUUUUCAUUUUAAAUCCAUUCAAUAACAUCAUGGCGUCCUCUGCACUCAAACUGAUCAACCCCAACUCAGAUGUCGCUCGACGUGGCCAAGCUCUUCAAUUGAAUAUUACAGCUGCUAUUGGUCUUCAAGAUGUUUUACGUUCCAAUCUUGGUCCUCGUGGUACUAUCAAGAUGUUGGUUGAUGGUGCUGGAUCUAUCAAGUUGACCAAGGAUGGCAAAGUUCUUUUAAGUGAAAUGCAAAUUCAACAUCCUACUGCUGCCAUGAUUGCAAAGGCUGCAACUGCACAAGAUGAAAUCACUGGUGAUGGUACCACUUCUAUUGUCUUGCUUGUUGGUGAACUUUUGAAACAAGCUGAACGUUAUAUUUCUGAAGGUUUACAUCCUCGCGUCAUUACUGAAGGUUAUGAUAUUGCUAAGAAGGAAGCUCUUGAAUUUCUCGAAAAGUUCAAGACUGAACAAACUUCUGUGGAUCGUGAAUUAUUAGUAUCUGUGGCUCGUACAUCCCUUCGUACCAAGGUUCAUCGUGCUUUGGCUGAUACUUUGACUGAAGCUGUGGUGGAUGCUGUCUUGUCUAUUUAUCGUGAAGGUGAACCUAUUGAUUUACAUAUGGUGGAAAUCAUGAAGAUGCAACAUCGUUCUGAAACUGAAUCCAAAUUGAUCCGUGGUCUUGUUUUGGAUCAUGGUGCUCGUCAUCCUGAUAUGCCCAAGAAGGUCAAGAAUGCUUUUGUUUUGACUCUUAAUGUUAGUUUGGAAUAUGAAAAGAGUGAAAUCAAUUCCGGCUUCUUCUAUUCUACUCCUGAACAACGUGAAAAAUUGGUGGAAAGUGAACGCAAACAUGUGGAUGAAAAGAUUCGCAAGAUUGUUGAAUUCAAGAAUCAAGUCUGCACUGGAGAAUAUGCUGAUUAUGGUUUUGUAGUGAUUAAUCAAAAAGGUGUGGAUCCAUUGUCCUUGGAUAUCUUGGCUAAACACAAUAUUCUGGCUUUACGUCGAGCCAAGCGAAGAAACAUGGAACGACUUCAAUUGGUAUGUGGUGGUGUGGCACAAAACUCUGUGGAUGAUUUGACUCAAGAAGUAUUGGGCUAUGCUGGUUUAGUGUAUGAACAAGUACUUGGUGAAGAAAAAUAUACCUUUGUGGAAGAAGUGAAGGAUCCUUACAGCGUGACUAUUUUGAUCAAGGGCCCUAACGCUCAUACCAUUGCUCAAAUCAAUGAUGCUGUACGUGAUGGUUUACGUGCAGUGAAGAAUGCGAUUGAAGACAAAUCCGUUGUAGUAGGAGGUGGUGCUUUCCAAGUCGCUUUAUCUCAACAUUUGAUCGAAUUCAAAAAGACUGUCAAGGGUCGUGCAAAGAUGGGUGUUCAAGCUUUUGCUGAUGCCAUGUUGAUUAUUCCUAAGGUGUUGGCUCAAAAUGCUGGUUUCGAUGUACAAGAUGUCAUUGUUGCUUUACAAGAAGAACAUAUGGAAGGUCAUAUUGUGGGUCUUGAUUUGAAAUCUGGUGAAACUAUGGAUCCCAAGUUGGAAGGUAUUUGGGAUAAUUAUCGUGUUCAUCGUCAUAUGUUGCACUCUUGUUCCGUCAUUGCUGGAAACUUGUUAUUGGUGGAUGAAAUGAUGCGUGCUGGAAGAACAUCUUUAAAGAACCCUGAACCUGGAAUGUAGAUAGUUUUUUUUUGUUCCUUUUUAUAUACAUAUAUACAUUU
This is a messenger RNA of Halteromyces radiatus, 1739 nucleotides long. Its product is annotated as T-complex protein 1 zeta subunit. The record is from RefSeq and is a predicted model, not a curated record. The transcript is spliced from 7 exons. Gene Ontology annotation, biological process: protein folding. Bases 76 to 1698 code for a protein of 540 amino acids. Gene Ontology annotation, cellular component: chaperonin-containing T-complex. NCBI's taxonomy places the organism in Eukaryota, Fungi, Mucoromycota, Mucoromycetes, Mucorales, Cunninghamellaceae. Gene Ontology annotation, molecular function: ATP hydrolysis activity; ATP binding; ATP-dependent protein folding chaperone.